AUGGCUAUCCUGACAGUGGAGCAGAAAGCGACUGCAUUGCGCAUGGCCGCGAAGCAGGUGUCGGCGAGAUCCGGACGAAGCUAUCAGGGCUACGGAGGACUUCUCAGAAUUCGGCGGCUGCUCACUCGUGCUGCCGUUGGGCUUGUGCUGCUCCUGGUCUUCGUGCGCGAGCUGCGAGACAGACAUGAUAAAGCAAUUCGAGAAUAUCCCAUCGACUUCCAGGCCACUGCUCUGGACAUCCGGUCAACAGUAGUGCCCCCUCAGCGCCCAGUUCGCUGGUUCAACGGCACGCACAUCGACGAACGCUACCGGAUCCUACGACAUCUCAAGGCCGGCGCUCAGGGCCUGGUCUACUUGUGCUCGGACAAUGCCAAUGAUGCCUCCGACCAAGUGAUUGUCAAGACCAUCAGUGCCAACGCUCGAAACCCGCUUCCAUCACACCUGCAGCCCUCUUUCGACGAGUUCACUCGCAGCUGGCCUUCAGAGAUUGAAGCCAGCCUCACGCUUGGUGGGCACAAUACUGCUGACCACUCAGCGUUUGUCCCUGUCCUCGACUACUUCGUGUUACGCAAUGCUGGAAGUUCCCCGGAAGACUGGCAAUGGACCAUGGUGACACCUUUUGUCUCUGGGGGCACGCUGGUGGAAUUCUCUCACCGCCUGCAGCGCGUCGGAAAAUCUACAGAGCAGCUCGAUAACAAAUAUCGUCCUUCCUUGGCUAGGGUGGUGACAGACCUGCGUACUCUUCAUGCCCAAGGCUAUUGUCAUGACGACGUCAAACCGCAGAAUCUGUUCGUUCAAGGCCCAGACGACUGGCUUCUCGGUGAUCUGGGAAACACCCGGGAGGUGACUCACGGCUGGCACGACACACACCUGUGGCAUCGGCGCAACCAGUGGUCAGAUUGUCAACUCAAUGAUAUUCGAAACGCGCUCAAGAGCUAUCUCGGUUUUCUCCGCGACGCGAUUCCAUCACACGAUCGUGGUGCAUUUGACUACGAAUUCCUACACGCCGCCAAUCCCUGGAGUCGACUGUACUGGGAGUUUGUCAACGAGCCAACGGCGUCGCACGACGUAGCUCUGCGAGACGGAGACGUCGGAGCGCUAUCUGAUCUCGGACGUUCCCACAGCAGAAUGUUCAUUGGAGAUUGGGCACGAAAAAUCGCCGUCGACCAUGAAUUGCUCUGCACUGCACUGUGGUACAAGCUGUGGUUCACGUUCUGA
Molecule: messenger RNA, 1218 nt
Organism: Saxophila tyrrhenica
Lineage: Eukaryota; Fungi; Ascomycota; Dothideomycetes; Mycosphaerellales; Extremaceae
Exons: 2
Coding region: 1-1218 (405 amino acids)
Biological process (GO): protein phosphorylation
Molecular function (GO): protein kinase activity; ATP binding
Source: RefSeq, a predicted model, not a curated record